This is a messenger RNA of Brenthis ino (lesser marbled fritillary), 453 nucleotides long. The record is from the annotation of a GenBank genome assembly. NCBI's taxonomy places the organism in Eukaryota, Metazoa, Arthropoda, Insecta, Lepidoptera, Nymphalidae.
AUGCAACGGUUUCGGGAAGUUAGGUUUCUAAAACCUAACUUCCUGAAACCUAACUUCCUGAAACCUAACUUCCCGAAACCUAACUUUCCGAAACCUAACUUUCCGAAACCUAACUUCCUGAAACCUAACUUUCCGAAACCUAACUUACAGUUUUGGAAAGUUAGGUUUCCGGAAGUUAGGUUUCGGGAAGUUAGGUUUCCGUUAGUUAGGUUUCCGAAACCUAACUUCCCGAAACCUAACUUUCCGAAACCUAACUUUCCGAAACCUAACUUCCUGAAACCUAACUUUCCGAAACCUAACUUACAGUUUUGGAAAGUUAGGUUUCAGGAAGUUAGGUUUCCGUUAGUUAGGUUUCCGAAACCUAACUUCCCGAAACCUAACUAUCCAAAACCUAACUUCCUGAAACCUAACUUUCCGAAACCUAACUUCCUGAAACCUAACUUUCCGAAACUG